AUGACUUCCCGCCCAAGGGCUGGCCGUGGGACGACUGGGCGCGAUGGCAAAGAGUCAGAUCUCGAGAACGAGAUGCUUAGCAGAAUCCUUGAGAGUCUUCGGAAAGCCCAAGGAUUCAAUGAUCAAUGUCGGAGUCUAGGGCAGGAGAUCGUGUCCUUGGAAGAAGAGAUCAAAUUGAUCAGUCACUCUACACCAGAACAACAUAAACGGCUGGAUUCCCUGUACAGAGAAAAUCUCCGAUAUUCAGAAUUGGAAAAGAAGGUUCACGACGAGGAGGACAUUAUCAACAAUCUUGCCAUUUUGGCCACGAUGAAGUCUAACGAUGACCCAGCUCCCCGUAACGGCCAGCCAAAGUCUCGCAAGCAUCAAAGACCUGUUGUUGAAUCCGACGCAGCGGUGGAGUCUCCAGGUCCCAGUCCAGGAGAUGGGAGGCUGGAAAUGAUCAAGCGUGUUAAAGGGACGUCUCAGAGAAGUUCUAGUACUGCCAGUCAGAACCGGGCAGCGGCUAGCGCUAAAGACGAUGGGGUUGAAAUACAUCGAGGGGUUCAAGCGGAAAAGGCAGGGCAGCUUAUUGCUGGGACUGAGGUUUUCUAUAAGUAUCCGAAGGACCAGCAAGAACAGGAAGAAGGCGUGGGGAUUCACGGGAUUAUCAAGAAAGUGUGGCAGGACAAAAAACCGAUUCAAUAUGAUGUUAGAGACCCUGAGGAUGACCCUUCUGGCAAGCAAACAGUGCGCAAAGCAACCGCCAGGGAUCUUGUGCCUAUCCCACAGGCGAACACUGGCGGACCACAAUUCCCAACAGGAGGCAAUGUCUACGCCAAAUACCCGGAUACGGACACGUUCUACCGAGCUCGAGUGAAAAGUUUUCAGAAGACUGUUUAUAGUUUGAAGUUCGAUGAGGAUGAUAAGGAGAUGCUUGUCGACGCACGCUUCGUGUUGGAUUCGCGGUUUAAAUGA
Molecule: messenger RNA, 957 nt
Organism: Exophiala aquamarina CBS 119918
Lineage: Eukaryota; Fungi; Ascomycota; Eurotiomycetes; Chaetothyriales; Herpotrichiellaceae
Exons: 3
Coding region: 1-957 (318 amino acids)
Cellular component (GO): SAGA complex
Source: RefSeq, a predicted model, not a curated record